Molecule: messenger RNA, 528 nt
Organism: Ordospora colligata OC4
Lineage: Eukaryota; Fungi; Microsporidia; Ordosporidae
Product: ferritin
Exons: 1
Coding region: 1-528 (175 amino acids)
Biological process (GO): iron ion transport; intracellular iron ion homeostasis
Cellular component (GO): cytoplasm
Molecular function (GO): ferric iron binding; ferrous iron binding
Source: RefSeq, a predicted model, not a curated record
AUGGAUAAGGAUGCACAACAGAAUUCCAAUGAAUGGAGAAAAGAAGCUGCAUUAUUACUUUCUUCACAGCUUAUGCUUGAAUACAAUGCAUUCUACUUCUACUCUGCAUGUGCUGCUCAUUUCGAUGAUCCUUCAGUAUGCCUGCAAGGUCUUGCUUCCUUUUUCAAAAAGUCCCUUCUUGAAGAAAAUGAGCAUGCACAAAAGAUAAUUAAAUUCAUGAACAUGAGGCAGCUCAAGAUCAGCUUCCGAGCCAUGGAGGCUCCAGACAUAAAGAAGUACGGCACUCCAAGUAGCGUACUCAAGGCAUCCAAAGAGUUUGAAGAAAGCGUUCUUGACAACAUAGAGACAAUAUAUAACAUAGCAUCAAAAAUAGGUGAUGCAUCAAUCACGCAGUUCCUUGAUGAGUUUGUUGCAGAGCAGGUGAGAUCAAUCUCAGAGCUCAAUGACAUGUGGGUCAAUUGCAUGAGAUGUGGAGAUGAUGGAAUGGGUUUAUUCAUCUUUGAUCAAUCCCUACUGCAAAAAGAUUAA